ACUUCCUGUUCGACUUUUGGAACGUCAGCUCGGCUGCCCGACUUGUUUCUGUGAGUGAACAAGCCAGUUUUAUCUUGUUUGGAGCAAUGCUGAAAUUCCAAGAGACUGCUAAGUGUGGACCCACAGCCAUUCCUGUGUACCCACCCACUGUGAUUGCAAGAAGAUACGUUCUCCAACAGAAGCUUGGCAGCGGGAGUUUUGGAACUGUCUAUCUGGUGUCAGACAAGAAAGCCAAGCUUGGAGAGGAACUAAAAGUACUGAAGGAAAUCUCUGUUGGAGAAUUAAAUCCAAAUGAAACUGUGCAGGCCAGUAUGGAAGCCCAGCUCCUCUCCAAGCUAAACCACCCGGCCAUCGUCAGGUUCCACGCAAGCUUCAUGGAGCAGGAUACAUUUUGCAUUAUCACGGAAUACUGUGAGGGCAAGCAAGAAACUGACAGCCUUUUGAACAAAAUAGAAGAAAAAAGUGAAAGAACUGAAAACGAUGUGUGCACAUGGGUGGGUACAGUGGAGAUCCAGAAUUAUGUUAUUUUAUUUCAGGGCCGAGAUCUGGACUAUAAAAUCCAGGAAUAUAAAGAAGCUGGGAAAAUCUUUCCUGAAAAUCAGAUAGUGGAAUGGUUUAUCCAAUUGCUGCUUGGAGUUGAUUAUAUGCAUGAGAGGAGGAUACUUCAUCGAGACUUGAAAUCAAAGAAUAUAUUUCUGAAAAAUAAUCUACCCAAAAUUGGGGACUUUGGAGUUUCUCGGCUGCUGAUGGGUUCAUGUGAGCUGGCUACAACUCUGACCGGGACUCCCCAUUAUAUGAGUCCGGAGGCCCUGAAGCACCAAGGCUGUGAUGCCAAGUCUGACAUCUGGUCACUGGCAUGCAUUUUAUAUGAGAUGUGUUGCAUGGAUCAUGCGUUUUCUGGCUCCAAUUUCUUGUCUGUGGUUUUGAAUAUCGUUGAAGGCAACACGCCUUCACUCCCUGACAGAUACCCACGAGAACUAAACAUCAUCAUGUCACGCAUGUUGAACAAGAGUCCCUCCCUGAGACCGUCGGCUGCAGAGAUUUUAAAAGCCCCUUACGUGGCAGAGCGCCUUCAGCACCUGAUGUAUAAACAUCCAGAGACGACACUGGAAGACAAGAGGAACUCAGCCUGUCAGAAGGAGGCUGCCCAUGCAGUUAAUGCCAUAAAGAUUACUGAAGGAAGAAGAUAUAAAGAAAAUAACAAACGGGCCAGAGAACCAAGAUCCCAGAACUUUGGGUCUGUGAGUGCCCAUGUGCUCCAGGGAAAAUCUCAUUUAGUGGGAAUGGAAAGAAAGGAGGUGCAACCUGAGGGAUGGCUUUCUUGUUCACCCCAGGAGGACUGCGGAGAAAGACAAGCAGGCGGGGAAGAGGAAUUAGAUGAACUGACUCUGGAGAGCCUGUCUCAGCCUCAGUCCCUUCCUUGCCUGAACCUCGAUGAACUUGAGCCCAGUUUAGAAGGCACCAUUGUUGACCUCGGACAUUAUGAGAUCCCAGAAGACCCGCUUGUUGCUGAACAAUAUUAUGCUGAUGUAUUUGAUUCCUGUUCUGAAGACAGUGGGGAGCAGGAGGAAGAAAUGGCGUUUUCAGAAGCAGGGGGAGACAUGAGAGAGGAGGGAUCCCCACCUGCAUACAGAGCAAACCAACAGGACAGCGAUACAGAUGCGCUGGUUGGGUGUUUGGAACAUGUCCUGGGUUACACCUCUCUAGACACAAAGACCAACACCAGUGCAGUGGCAGAUGUGUCUCCUGGACCUACGGUUUUCAACAGUGCAAUGGCUAGGACCAAGGUGAAGCGCAUGAAGGAAUCAGCUGUACAGAAGCUAGGAACGGAAACGUUUGAGGAGGUCUAUGGUUACCUCAAGAGAGCAAGGCAUCAGAAUUGCAGAGAAGCAGAGAUCUGGCAGCAUCUGGAGACCGUGGUUCCUCUGGCCAGUGACUGCUUUGAAGUUGACCAGCUCCUCUAUUUCGAGGAGUUGCUGCUGACCAUGGAAGGAAAAGAGUCCACUCUCCAGAGCCCGCACUGGGAAGCCUGCCGAAAGAAGCCGGUCAAGAGCACACAUUUCUGUGACGAUUCAUGAAGUUUACACUCUAGGCUAUAUCGUGGGAAACUAGUGCGUAACUGGAGCCACUACCCUCCCUUGUGCUCCUGGUCAGAUGUAAGGGUAUCUGUGGAGAGGCCUGGCUGGCUGCCUGGGCUUAGAGUCACAGGUCAAGGUCACGGAUGAAGUCUGGCAUCCUGAAUGGCUUUCCCUCAGAUGUGCAGUCCUCGGGGUUUCCAAUAGGAUGGGAGCACUCUGAAGACACAAGAAUUCUGUACUCUGUCCAUCCAGGGCAAGCCCGGUGCCUGACCACUUGUGAGCUCCAGGAAGAAUGGCCAGCUUGUGAUGGCCACGGGGCACCAGCCUGGCCAAUGGCCUGUUCAUCUCCAAUGAUGUAGUUUUGAUCGACACUUUCUUCUAUGACUAACAUGCACACAGUGCAUAUAUUUAAGCCUGGAUUGAAAAUCCCCAAAGUGUCUCCCUUCUGUGAUUUAUUUCCAACAUUCACUUAUGAAGCAUUAAAGGCUUGAUUCAGAAUAAA
Molecule: messenger RNA, 2580 nt
Organism: Rattus rattus (black rat)
Lineage: Eukaryota; Metazoa; Chordata; Mammalia; Rodentia; Muridae
Gene: Nek11
Product: NIMA related kinase 11
Exons: 18
Coding region: 87-2078 (663 amino acids)
Biological process (GO): protein phosphorylation
Molecular function (GO): ATP binding; protein kinase activity
Source: RefSeq, a predicted model, not a curated record